This is a messenger RNA of Nycticebus coucang (slow loris), 3335 nucleotides long. RefSeq names its product C-C motif chemokine receptor like 2 (gene CCRL2). The transcript has 3 exons. Gene Ontology annotation, biological process: inflammatory response; chemotaxis; G protein-coupled receptor signaling pathway. The record is from RefSeq and is a predicted model, not a curated record. The coding region runs from base 1973 to 3025 and encodes 350 amino acids. Gene Ontology annotation, molecular function: chemokine receptor activity. Gene Ontology annotation, cellular component: membrane; cytoplasm. NCBI's taxonomy places the organism in Eukaryota, Metazoa, Chordata, Mammalia, Primates, Lorisidae.
GCACCUAGAACAGGGCUGGACUUUAUAUAUGUAUAAAUUUUGUGGAAUAAAUGAAUUGAGCAAAUGAGCCAUUACCAUGUAGGGAGGAAUGAGUAUAAAGUGAUAGUUUCUUAGGCUGAACCUAGCGUUGAACAAUAAUAAUAAAAAGUAACUCGCACCUUCAAAGGUAAGAUUUGUGGGCCACAUGCCAAAGCCAUAGGAUCUGGUGUAGUUUCACCAACAAGGACGGCCCUGUUUGGGUUUCAAAUUUAGAAUGGUAAAUAGAACAUUUCUUCUGCCUCAGCUUCAGACUUCUAAACUAUUCCUUCCCACCAAUUUAGAAGAAAUUCUAAGAAUCCAUAGCCGGAAUGUGGGUAGGCAGAAUGCUGGGAAUCAAGCCAAAUAUAAUACUGAAAAUGAAGGCCUUGCUAAUACUGGGAAGUUAAAUCCCAAAUUUAUGCAACAGUGUAUUUCUUGGGGAAACUUCACAGUUCACAUGAUUCUGUGACAUAUAGUUAUGAGGUGCCUGCCUGCCUGCUGGGUUUUUCCUCCGUUAAACCAUCUAUAUUCCUAGAGUUUUUCAAGUUUCAGAGUUUGACCUGACUCUCCCUCCCUUGUCUGGUUCUGACCAAUGAGCAUCAGGAAUAAUUACUGUAAGUCACCACUGCCUCCUCACUCAAGGCUCUGGGUGUUCUGGGGUCCAAAUCACCCAGCUGCAGGAAGGAGAGACCCCAGGAAAAAGGAUCACUGCAGACCCCAGGCUGUAGCCAUCACCAGUGGGUGGGUAGAGCAUUGCAGGGUGUGGGGCCUCACUCACUCACUCAACCCCCACCCGACAGAAGGAGACAACAGUCAGAGCCUGGUUCCCGCCCACACUCACCCCUCCAAGACUGAGGCUCAGCUGCCGUGGGCAAGGAGUUAAAGUCAGUGCUCAAUCACUUACAUGUCUGGGCUGUUUUUAUGUUUAUUUUUCUCUUAAUGAUUCUUGAUUUUCUACUUUGGCAGGUAUAAUUUUACAUUGAACACAUCUUUGGCAUGAAAAAGGGUGUCAUUUAACCAGAUGCUCCGCACCCCUGUAUUAAAUCAGGGAGUGGGCUUCUGCAAGAGUGAUGAGAAGCUGCCUUGGAGGGCCAGGACCCUGAGAUCUGGACUCGAGGUUACAAGAACCUUCCCCUCCUCUGGCGGCAGCUGUUACCUACUCAGCGUGUUCCAUGGCAGCAGCUGGAGGGGUCUUGGUGUGUUUCAGCCCUUGACAUCACUCCCUCCGUAUCACUCAAAGCAGAAUAACUCGGUGCCCUUAUCUGGAACAGCCAGGACCACCGCUGUGCUCAGCAGCAUUUUGUUCAAAAGGAAGCUGUCCACCUCUCAGGCCAUUCCCACAGCUCUACGGAUGCUGGGUCGGGAGGCUGUGUCCUUGUCCCCAGGAGCUCGGCCCAGUGGUAAGUCAUCUGUGUAUUCAUCCAGUUAUGACCAUACUGAUGGUUAGUGUGGUUUCACUUUUACAAACCCAUUUAUUAAUAUCCUUUGAGAAAAAGGCAUCUCAGCCUGUCACAGGAAGCUGCUUCAAGGGGUGAGCAGACUUUUUAAACAUACAGAAAUCAGGAUUUAUACCAAUUUCUUGAAAUUUACCCACAGUAGUUGGUUCUCUUUAAUUGUGUGUUUUCUUACAUAUUGUUUUCAAGUCGACAAGUCAUGUCUCUACCAAAAGAAGACUGUGUCAUGCCUGCUUCGUCUCCUGUGACCCCUAGAGCACAAAGAACAACUGAUCUGUGUGCUUUGAUGACCAGAUGGGGGUCACGGCUGCUCUGGGGAAGUGGGCAUGUGUGGAGAAAUGUUUAUUUUCUGAGAUGGAGUCCUACUCUGGCUAAAAUGAAGUGCCAGAAAAGGGACAUGGGGCUGUCUGGGCACUAGUCCUGCUUGCUGUUUCCUUUGGGGUAAUACAGCUGUAGGGAAGGAAAAAUAAUCUCCUGUUUCUCCGCAGGACAGCCUGAAGAUGGCUAAUUACACAGAGGCACCAGAGGAUGACUAUGAUGUCUUCAUAACGGAUGAUCCAAAGGACGGCAAGGCAAGGCAAUGUGACAAGUAUGAAGCCCAGGUCCUCUCAGCCCAGCUGGUGCCCCACCUCUACUCCCUGGUGUCCCUGGUCGGUCUUCUGGGCAAUAUCCUGCUUGUGCUUAUCCUGGUAAAAUGUAAAGGACUCAAACAUGUGGAAAAUAUCUAUUUUCUAAACUUGGCACUUUCUAACUUGUGUUUCUUGCUUACCCUGCCAUUCUGGGCUUAUGCGGCUUCCCACGGGGGCAGUAUUGGAGAGCCCAUCUGUACAAUUGUCAUUGGACUCUGUGCCAUAGGCCUGUAUGGUGAGGCACUUUUCAGCACCCUCCUUAUUGUGCAAAGAUAUCUGGUGUUUGUGCAGGUGCGAAGAUUUUGCUGGACCACCAAGACAGUGCCUUGCAGCAUCAUUACAAGUGUCCUGGCAUGGGUGAUAGUCAUUCUGAUCACUUUGCCCGAAUGCGUGUUUUAUAAACCUCAGAUGGACGGCCAGGUAUACAAGUGCACCUUUAGCAGACUUCCCCUCCUGCUGCUGGAUGAGACAUCCUGGAAGCAUAUUCAGACCCUAAAGAUGAACAUCUUAGUUGUUGUUUUCCCACUGUUGAUCUUGCUAUUUCUCUAUGUACGAAUGAGAAAAACACUAAGGGUCAGGGAGAGGCAUCGGGACCUUUUCAAGCUUGUUUUUGCCAUAGUGGUUGUCUUCCUUCUGAUGUGGGCACCCUACAAUGUUGCGCUCUUCCUGUCUGCUUUCAAAGAAAACUUCUCCCUGCAUGACUGCGAGAGCAGCUACAGCCUGGACAGAAGUGUUCAGAUAACAAGAAUUAUCGCCACCACUCACUGCUGCGUCAACCCUCUCCUCUGUGUGUUUCUCGACAAAGAGUUUAGGAAAAACCUCGGGCACCUUUUCCAUCUGCGUAUUAGCGCGGCACUUCAGCCCAAUGAGGCGUCUGCACAAGGUCCAUCAGGAGACGAUUCUGGCCAAUCCACCCAACUGUGAGGUGGCAUUCAUCAAUGGCAAGACAAGUAAAUGUUGAUUUUUGUCUCUUUGCAUUGUUUUGUGUUUUUUAUGCAGGUGUAUGUAAAAUAGGAUACAGGAAGGAGGGGAUGAGCAAACAUUUGCUAAGCACGGAAUUUGUCUCAGGCACAUGAGCGCCUUCCACUCUCCCUGCGUGUCUGGAGUGUGAUGGGAUUCCACGCAGAGUUCACACAACUCGAAAGGGACAGGACUGAGACACUAAUCCAGGUUCUGUUUGCUCCAGAAUGUGUGCUUUGUCCAGCAGGCCAAUAUUCCAAACAUUGGGCAACAA